CAGCGUGCUCGCGGGGGCGCGCACGCGGGGCUGCGGGGCGAGGCGCGGGGCCCGGGUGGCGAAUCCGCUGCUCGCGCCUCCCGCCCCGCCUGCGCGCGCGGGCCUCGGGAGGAGGGUGCGCGGCAGAGGGGGGAGUCGGGGAGGGGCCGCGCCCUGUCCUCGCCUGCAGUGGGCAUGGCCGGGGCCCCGGGAGGCCUCGUUGGUAUUCCAGGCACAGCCGAAGCUCUGACCUCCCCGAGAAACAGGGGCGCCCGGGCUCGCGGGCACGGCCGUCGCCCCUAGGCGGUCUCCCGGGGUUGCGGGGCCCGUAGGAGCCUUGCUUCCCCCACCCACCGUCCCCUCCUCUCCAGGGCCCCCCGUACCCCCUCCCCCGCCCCGAUCCGGCGGCGAAGGGGUGGGCAGGGAAACGCGCUCUCUGGGACAGGUGCCAACUCCGAGACAAAAGACAUAAAAUAGGCGGCAACGGGGGAAGCGCGGCUGGCGCGCUCGGGCGGGGACGGAGACGCCGCGGGGGCCGCAUCCUCGGUGCCGACCGGGGAAAGUUUGGGAAGUCGCCGCGGCGGCUUCGCAGCGGCGGGGGACGCGCGGGCCGUGCCGCCCUCCGCGCCGCGCUCGCUCUCUCCGCGCCGCUGCUGAAUAAUUCAUGGCGCGGCCGCCGGCCAUUAGCAUGCACCGGGCGCGAGGCGCGUCUGUGCCAAGCCGCCACCGCCGCAUUCGGCGCCCGGGCCGCGCCAGACGAUCGGCCGCGCGGAGGCCGGGCCCGCGCUGUCCCCGCGCCCGCCCGCCCGCCCGCCAGCCCUGCGGCGCCCAUUGUGCCUCGGGCCCGCGCCGCCAGGUCGCCCCCAUCCCGCCCGAAAGCUGCAGCGCGCCCGAUGGCCAGGCGCUGCAAGUUCGGGCCCACGGCGUCCGCCCGCCCGGGGAUGCACGUGAACUUGGAGAAAGUCGCGGGGCGUGUUGGCCCGGACCUCCGCGGCAGGGCGUGGGCGCCCCCGGCCCGGCGCGCUUUCGUUUUCGUCCAGGACAAAGGUCCCUCGCGGCGCUAGUCGCGGACGCGGAGACUGGGUCCGGCGGGCCACUCUUCGGCGAGGUCUGGCGGUUCAAUAUUGGGAAGACGGAGCCGGGAGAAGAGGAGCAGUGCAGUCCGCGGCGCGGUGCGGGACUGGGGGAGCGGGGCCUGGCUGUGCGCUUCGCCCGCGCGGUGAGGGAGCCGACCUGCCCGGCGAAGAGUUUCGGGAGACGGCACCGCUUGGCUUUCUGCCGUUUGGGCGCCUGCGGAAGGGAAGCGUUUGGAGCCCAGGACUCAGACCGAGGGCCGAGGGCCUGUGCAAGGGCUGUGGGCACCGUAGCGCAGCGCGGGCUGUGUCCGGGCGCGUUCUCCCGCAAGGGCACCGCUGCCGACCUGCGCGCCACGGGUCACCGUCGGGUUCAAGGCGACUCCUGAGAACGGUGGCUCACACACAGGCCUGGCCCCGGCUCUGGCCAGUCUGUGGGGCGCGAGAAGGGGGUGAAGAAAUGCACGUUUGCCGUGGGUCCAGGGGUUUCAGGUAACGCUGACGUGAAUUUCUUCGAAGUUGGGUUUCCGCAGCCCGGGCCGGCUCCGCAGCACGGCAGCAAGGCACGGCCUCCCACGGUUCUCGUCCAUCGGUGCUAGCUGUUGGGGAUUUGAAAAUGUGCAUGUUCAUGUGCGUCCCCUGUUAAAAUGAAACCCACCCCGGCGGGGGGGGGGAGCCCACUUUCCAACACGGCCACGUCGCAGGUACGAUUUCCCUGCGGCUCUGGUGGCGUGGUUCGGGCCGGCUUGCAGGGCGCUCCGACCACGGUGGCCGGGGAGGGACGGCCUGUGUCCACAGCACUCCGAGUGGUGAGCUGGCACUGGAGGCCGAGUUUCCGGGAACGUGGACAGAGGCCUGAGCAGCCCGGGCCUGCCUCGCGCCGCCCUCUUCCGGGCGGCCCGGCUCCCCGGACCCCAGGAAGAAGCCCAAACACGCAGGGCAUUUCAGGAAGGUCUGGCCCUCCCUGGCCCGGAGGCUGUAAGUUUGCCUCGGUCCUGCAGGCUCACCCGGCCCGGCUGUUUGGCUGGGCCCUUACCCCCCUCCCAGAGCCCACUCCCCCCAUUUUGAAUUUUUAUUUCUGGCUGUAUGUAUCCGAGGCAGUUGGCGGACGUGAGACCGGGGGUGGGACGAUCGGGGGUGAUCUCGGAAUCGGGGUGCAGCUGCCGAAGGCGUGCACUCCAGCUGGGAGCUGUGCACGGUGUGGUGUUGGCGGUGACGAGGUGGGUAAUUAUGCAAAGCUCCGGUGCUCUCGGGGCCUUGCCUGCAAAAUGUGGGAGCCCCUCUCUCUGGGUGCACAGAUGACCUGCAACGCGCUGCCUGCUGGGUGGGGACGGUGCAGCCCUCUGCUGCGGCCGUGGGGCACCCCCCGGGAUUAAAACAGAUUGCAAAAAAGGGGGCUCCCGUGGCUCCUCCACGGGCCCACGGGCACAGGGACAGGGCUGAGCACCCCAGGAUGCGCCUGUCGGGUCGCUUAGCAGGGGCUGCUGUGCGUCACGGCCCCUGAGGCCCGUCUCCGGCCCUGAAGUGUGCCCCUGGCCUGCGGAAUGUGGUGAAGUUGAAUCUCCAGGAAACAGAGGGGCUGCCUCACGGGCCCAGGCCCUGCCUUUGUCCUUGUUCUUCGGGGCCAGCCCUGUUCCAGGGGUGACUGCGGUCCCACCAGGGCCCUCUUGUGUGUUGGGACACCCCCUCCAGGCCGAGUUUCGUUUUUGGUGACCCACGCACGAGAGACGGGGUUCUGAAAACGAAACUGGUGCCUGUCUUGUCUUCUUCUUUUAUCACAUCUGGGUGCCGAUCAGGGGGCCAGGCUCUCGUGGGCUGGGGCGGGCUGGUGGGGAGAUGGCCCUGGUAUUCUUGUUUUUGCCUUAAACCAGGGCAGCCCCUCCCUGCACCGGGGCCCCGCCGUGCCCAGCCCCUGGCCACCUGUGGCCCCAGAUCCCGGGUGCUGGGGAG
Molecule: messenger RNA, 3002 nt
Organism: Phyllostomus discolor (pale spear-nosed bat)
Lineage: Eukaryota; Metazoa; Chordata; Mammalia; Chiroptera; Phyllostomidae
Exons: 2
Coding region: 644-1441 (265 amino acids)
Source: RefSeq, a predicted model, not a curated record